Messenger RNA from Exaiptasia diaphana, 782 nucleotides. Its product is annotated as fibrinogen C domain-containing protein 1-like. Lineage: Eukaryota; Metazoa; Cnidaria; Anthozoa; Actiniaria; Aiptasiidae. The transcript is spliced from 2 exons. The record is from RefSeq and is a predicted model, not a curated record. Bases 1 to 591 code for a protein of 196 amino acids.
AUGCAUACAUUUAUAAUCCAAACUAAACUAUCUUUAUAUCUAAAAUUAAAGUUAUUCUGUGACCAAAAAACCAAUGGGGGUGGAUGGACAGUUAUCCAGAGAAGACAAGAUGGCUCACAAGACUUUUUUCUGGGAUGGCAAGACUAUAAGGUUGGUUUUGGUAGUCUAACUGGAGAAUUCUGGUUGGGACUCGACAAGAUCCACCAACUGACCCAACAAAGUCGACACAGUCUUCGUGUUGAUCUGGAAGACACUGCCUAUGCUGAGUACGAUUAUUUUGCUGUGAGUGACGAGUCCGAUUUGUACAAGUUGAGUCUUGGUAGCUAUUCAGGAAAUGCUGGAGAUUCGCUUGGCGGGCAUCGCAAUUUUAAUUUCACSACCAAAGACAAAGACAAUGAUAAAAAAUCAUAUAAUUGUGCCGCCCGCUACACAGGAGCAUGGUGGUAUGCGGCUUGUCAUAGUUCUAGCCUUAAUGGCCUGUACCUCAACGGUACAACUACCAAGUAUGCUAAAGGUAUUGUUUGGAACAGUUGGAAAGGAUAUUAUUAUUCGGCUAAGAGAGCAGAAAUGAAGAUUAGACCAAAAAGCUGAGGAAUAAAACCGGGAGGAAUUGCUUAUGACUACACAACGGCUAAGUACACACAUCACUAAUGCUGACACCAAAAGUGUGGCAAAGCUACAUUGCCUUACGCAUGAUCACAACGCAAACUUCUACAGACUUUUUUUCAAAGUCAUCUUAUCCAAUAAAGUAAAAUAAUAUUAACUUCACCAAUUUCAAUGGU